AUGAACAAAUUUGAAGAAGCAUUGGAAAUGUAUCAGAAAUGUGUUAGUCUUUGCACGAAUGAUCCUAUGCACAGUCGAGCUUUAUUAGCCAAAACGUACUUCAAUAUAUCUGUACUAUAUUAUCAACAAGGAAGAUAUGACAAUCAAGUAGAAUUGACAAAGAAAGCUUUGGAAAUACAAAUAACCUUGCAGCCGAUGGAAUAUGUGCAUAUUACUUCAAUGUAUCACGUAUUGGGCAGUGGUCUCGUGAGGCAAAACAAACUCCAUGAAGCUUUGGACACAUUCAAAAAAUGUUUAAUUUUUCGAUUAGAAACUGACCCAGCAAAUCACCACGAUAUUGCAGAGUCGUACAAUGCCCUAGCCCAAGUUUAUAUACUCAUGAAAAAUUACACCGAAGCAAGUAUGUAUCUACAUAAAGCCAUGUCUAUUCAGUUGGAUUCAGUACCAUCCGAUAGAAUAGGUUUAUCCAAUACUUACAACAGUCUUGGUACUGUGUUUUCUCGACAAGGAAAACCUCAUGAAGCGUUGGAAAUGUAUGAAAAAUCUUUGGAUAUCAAGUUGAAGAUGCUUCACAGAAAUGAUUUAUCAUUAGCAGCAUUGUAUAUUAAUCUUGCUUCAUUAUGCGGCUCUACUAAUGAUCAGGAAAAACACAUCGAGUAUAUGCAGAAAGCCCAUGAAAUACAACUUGAGUCUCUUCCACACGAUCAUCCUGAGUUUGCCAACACGUACAAUAGAUUAGGUAUUGCAUAUUAUAAACACGGGAAAUGUACAGAUGCAUUGCCUUGGUUUCUGAAAGCUUUACAACUUCAGCAGAAAGUAUUUCCGCCAGAUAAUUUGGACAUUGCAACAUCUUACAAUAACCUCGCGCUAAUAUUUUCACAUGCACAUGAUUUCGAAAAAGCUAUUGCCAGUCUAGAAAAAACUUUGGAAAUACGAUAUAAGUUAUUACCAGUAGAUCAUCCUCUUAUUCGGGAAGCCUGCACCAAUUUAGCCACUGUCUUUCGUGAUCAGGGAAAUUAUGACAAAGCACGAGAAGCGUUUGAAGUAAGUCUAGGUAUUCUAUUGAAACAAAUGCCAAUAAAUCACAACAGAAUUGCUGACACUUACAAUGGUCUUUCGCGAGCAUAUUAUGAGCAAGGACACUAUCAACAUGCCACCGAAUGUCUCUUAAAAGCUUUAGAUAUGCAUCACCAAUCACCUUCACCAGAUCUUUCGAUACUCUCAAUGACAUACAACAGAUUAGGCGCAGCAUACUCUCAGCAAAUGGAAUACAAGCAAGCACUGGAUAUGUUCGAAAAACAUCACGAAAUUGUAGUAAAACUACAUCCAUCUAACCAUCUGGACAUUGCAGCAUCCCUUAACAAUAUUUCACAAGUUUGCCAGAUGUUAGGCAGUUAUGACAGACAAAUGGAUUGUCUUCACCAAGUUCUCGUUAUUCAACUUCAUGCAGAUCCACCGAAUCACUCCGAUUUAGCUGCAACUUAUUAUAGCCUCGCUGAAGCUUAUUUCAGAAAACGUAAUCUCAAAGAAGCAUUGAAGAACGCCCGAUUGAUGUAUAAUGUUAACUCUACUAAUUUAUCUUCAGAUGAUCCUCAGCUAAAAUCCGAUGUGAACAUCAUUGCUAUACUGGAAAUUUUGCUGUGGUAUCAGUUUUUCAAGGAGUAA
This is a messenger RNA of Adineta ricciae, 1665 nucleotides long. The record is from the annotation of a GenBank genome assembly. NCBI's taxonomy places the organism in Eukaryota, Metazoa, Rotifera, Eurotatoria, Adinetida, Adinetidae.